This is a messenger RNA of Rotaria socialis, 1626 nucleotides long. NCBI's taxonomy places the organism in Eukaryota, Metazoa, Rotifera, Eurotatoria, Philodinida, Philodinidae. The record is from the annotation of a GenBank genome assembly.
AUGUUAAUAUCUUCCCAAUAUCUUGUUAAAAAAUCUACACUAAUUAAAAAUCCUGUAAUAUAUUGUUCUCAGAGUACGAAUGCAUCUCUUGCAUCAAUACUAUUUCCAGAACCAAAACCAAUCGAUAAAAAUGAAAUUCCAUCAUCCACAUUAUCAGCACCACAAAAACCAACAACAAAGCAACAAGCUCAAAAUGUUGUUAGUUCAGCAGCUGAUGCAGCUGCUAACGUAUUUGGUGCUGGUUGGGGUGCUCUUAGCGCAGUUAGUAAUCGAAUAACAGGUUUAACUAAUCUACCACGUAAGGAUACAGGUACAAGUAAACAAUUAGAAUCAAUAGUACGUGUUGUGACACCGGAAACUCUUGGACAACGAACCAAAUCUCUGAUAGAUUCUGUUAAAGCAGCAUCAUCAACAUUAUCGCAGGCAACAAGAAUCGAAGAGCUUUCAAAUUAUCUUCUUCAUCAGCCUGAUGCAAAUUAUUUUACAAAACAGGAACGUCUUGUACCAUAUCUAUUAUAUUUACGUCGACAUGAGUAUCGAAAAUUUGUUGUUGACAAAGCUUUUAUUGGUAUUAUUAAUGAAUGUCUUACGUUAGCCAAUUAUGUUCAAGAACCAAGAGGAAAAGGUAUUCGACUAUUAUCCAUUGAUGGCGGAGGCAUGAGAGGUCUUGUUUCAAUAAAUGCACUACGUCGAAUUGAAGAUCUUGUUGGUGAACCUGUAUAUAAGCUGUUUGAUUAUAUAUCUGGAGUAUCAACCGGUGCUGUCAUAGCAGCAAUGUUAGGUGGAUUCAAAGUCAGUUUAGAUGAAUGUGAAGAAUUAUAUAAACAUUUUAGUUCAACUGUUUUUCAACGAAAUAAAGCAUUAGGUAUUAGUUCCUUGAUAACAAGUCAAUCGUAUUAUGAUACAAAAAGCUUUGAAAAGUAUUUAAGAUCUCGAAUGGGCGAACGAUUGAUGGUGAAAAGUUCGCUCGAUGCUGAUUCACCAAAAUUCAGCUUAAUAUCUGCAUUAACAGUUCCCAAUGGUUAUAGAUUAUUUUUAUUUCGUAAUUAUUCAAUAUUAAUGUCACCUCAUGCGCAUUAUGAUGGAACAUCGAAAUAUAAAGUGUGGGAAGCCGUACGUGCAUCUACUUGUGCUCCAGGGUAUUUUGAAGAAUAUUUACUUGAUGGCAACGUAUUUCAAGAUGGAGGAUUAAUAGCAAACAAUCCAACAAGUAUUGCUUUACAUGAAUGUAAAUUAUUGUGGCCCGGUGAAGAUAUUCAAUGUGUCGUAUCAUUAGGCAAUGGAAGGCCAACACCUGAUGUUGCAUUUCAAUCGAAAUCAAUGACUUUAAAACAAAAGUUAUCAUCACUGGUCGAUAGUGUAACAAACACGGAAACUAUUCAUGUAUGUUUACACGAUCUGUUACCGACGAAUAUCUAUUUUCGAUUAAAUCCAUUUAUGAGUGCGGAUUUUGUUCUCGAUGAACAUCGACCAGAACGUAUAGAACAAAUGUUACGUGAUACGCAAAAAUAUAUACGCCAAAAUGAAUAUAAAUUUCUUAAACUUGCUCAGCAACUAACAAAACUUCGAUCACCAUUACAACGUUUAUUAGAUAAAUUUAAAAAGCUUAUACGUAUUUAUACAUAA